Messenger RNA from Juglans regia (Persian walnut), 800 nucleotides. RefSeq names its product UPF0434 protein ECH_0194. NCBI's taxonomy places the organism in Eukaryota, Viridiplantae, Streptophyta, Magnoliopsida, Fagales, Juglandaceae. The record is from RefSeq and is a predicted model, not a curated record. Bases 107 to 370 code for a protein of 87 amino acids. The transcript has 3 exons.
UCCAGUGGACACGAGAACACAAUUUUGGAGGCCGGGAGUGAGAGAGGCGCGGUCCCUUGUUCUUUACAUCGCCCGGCGGUGAUAAAGAAAAACAAAACCUAGUGAAAUGGCGAGGGCCAGCUUUACGAUUCUCAAAGAUGCAGGGAAUGGGCUCUGUAAGACUCUCUCGGAAAUACUGGUUUGUCCGCUCUCCAAGCAACCCUUAAGAUAUUGUGAGGAAACGAAUUCUCUAAUUAGUGACGCCAUUGGCGUUUCUUUUCCUAUAAAGGAUGGGAUCCCUUGCUUGGUUCCGAAUGACGGCAAGAUAAUGGAAGCUGACGACACUCCAAAAACUGAUGAUUCAGUUGAUUCAUCUUCGACAAAAAAUUAAUAACGAGGCGGUAGUCCUUAUGCUGUAUUGUGAGGUUUGAUAUGUUGGGGCUCACAAAUAAAAUGGCUUGUUGUCAUCCUAGGUGAUUUUCUAUCUGAGAAUUCCUUCUUAUGUUUGUAAGCCAUCAUUGUAUUUGUGCAAGAAAAUUGAAGAACCUGUUCAUGAAUCUCCUCAGAAAAUGGUCAUAUUUCUUUCAUGAAGAUAAGUUUUUGAAAAGUUAACUUGUUUGUUUGUUACUACUGCAUCUGUUGUUCUCCUCAACCAAGGGGAGAGACAUUUUUUAUGCACAGUAUGUGUUUAUUAAUGGAGUUAUUAUUUUUUUCCUGAAGUUUAAUCUUUUAAAUCUGGAAAUUCUUUUUUUUUUUGUCCCCUCUUAAGUGAUCAGACCUAAAACAACUAAGUUUGUGUCUGUUAAUAGCCAUGGAAUGAU